Messenger RNA from Psylliodes chrysocephalus, 1276 nucleotides. The record is from the annotation of a GenBank genome assembly. Lineage: Eukaryota; Metazoa; Arthropoda; Insecta; Coleoptera; Chrysomelidae.
CUAGAGUAUUAUCUAUACCCACAAUCCACAUCAAAACAAUUUUUUAUCAAAUUAAAGUAGUGUUAGUACUUGUAAUAUCUGUAGUCAUAUAAAAAGGUAAUACAUAUCACACUAUAUUAUUAUAACGAUGUUGCUUUUAAAAUUACUAUUUACUCUUUCCUCUCCGCUUCUGGUUUUCGCUUUUCCACAAACGGAACCAGCAUUAAAUGUCACAGCCAGUUGUACAAUAACAGAUUAUAAUCAAGUUGCAUCGGUAGUAAGCAGCUGUACAAAUAUUGUUAUAAACAAUCUCAGAGUACCAGCUAACAAAAAAUUGUUACUUAAUUUAAGAGAAGGAACAACUCUGACAUUUCGAGGAACAACAAGCUUCGAUGUAGGGACGUUGGAUGAUUGGCUGAUCACCAUAUCUGGUAACAGGAUCAAUGUUAUAGGAGAAAAAGGAUCUCUGAUUCAUGGACAUGGCGAACUAUAUUGGGAUGGUCAAGGUGGCAGCGGAGGUAGAACUAAGUCCAAACUUUUGGAAAUUAAUAACGUUAACAAUGCAAAAUUCCAAAAUAUUAACUUAAAGAAUUGUCCCAUGUUUUGUACUGGUAUUACCAGAGCUACUGAUCUUACAAUCGAUUGGUGGAGAGCUGAUUGCAGCGAUGGAGAUAAGAGAGGUGGAAGAAACACGGAUGGAAUUGGCAUCUCAUGGUCCAAAAAUGUACAUAUCAGCAAUGUUUUCAUUCAUAAUCAAGAUCAAUGCUUGUACGUCAACCAAGGUUCCAACAUGUUUUUUAAUAAAAUUCACUGCGUUAACUCUAAUGGUAUUUGUGCUACGGCUGGAUUUAGUCGUACUAGUUACGAAGAGAAUACCACCAAAAACAUUAGUUUUCACAACUGCGUUAUGGAAGGAGGGCUUACAGGAGCUCAAAUUAUCGCAAUGGCUAAUGGAGGACCUGGUGAAAUUACUGAUAUUUCUUUUAAUAAUAUAGUAUUUAAAGGUGUCCGUCAACAAGGAAUUUACAUUCAAAUGGAUUAUGGUAACAAUGGUCAUCCGAACAAUAACAUAGCUGUACAAAAUAUUCGUUACAAUAAGAUUUCUGGUACAGUUGAGCCAAACGCAAGAGCAGUGUAUAUCAUCUGUGGUGCCAAAUGUAAAAAUGUAGAACUUUCAGGUAUUGGAAUUUCAGGCAGUAAAGUACCUAAUUCAUGUAAUAUACAACCUAGAGGUUUUAAAUGUAAAAAUAAUUAUGAUGUUUAACAAUUUUCUAAUAAAAUUAUUUCUAAAAUGUUA